AUGAAGACUGCAAGCGCAACCACCCCAGCCCUCCUCCUCGCCGCCCUCCUUAUCAGCUCUCCGGCAGGAAUCUCGGCAACAACCACCGACGACGACGGGACGUUCUACAUUGUCCGCAAGCCGCUGCCGCAGUCCUCCGUCUCGGCGUCGCGCCAACUGGCCACAUCGCCGUAUCCGGAGCUGAGCUUCGAGGAGGCCGUCGCCGCCAUCAAGGAGGCCACGGCUGCAACCAACGGGAACCAGGAUGGUGUCGCAACGACAACGACGACGACAACGACAACAGCCCUCGCGGUCAGGAACGAGGAGGCUGUCAACGUCGAAGGCUUGACGCAAAGAGUCACGGGUGGGGGUAACCAGUGGGGCUGUGUUACGCGCGGCAUCUAUUCCUACUGUGGUGGGCAAUCUGGGUGGUCUGCUGGGUCGAGGUUGGAUAUGCCCGGGUGGGUGGUAGUGUCUGCCGGGGCGGUUGGAUCGGCGAUUCUGGUAUGGUUGGCUUGA
Molecule: messenger RNA, 498 nt
Organism: Pyricularia grisea
Lineage: Eukaryota; Fungi; Ascomycota; Sordariomycetes; Magnaporthales; Pyriculariaceae
Exons: 1
Coding region: 1-498 (165 amino acids)
Source: RefSeq, a predicted model, not a curated record